AUGCUGGGACUCACGCGGAGUAGGUGCUGUUGGCGGUUGACGCUGCUUGUGGUGGCGGUGCACAUGGGAGUCUCUGAGAAAGUCGAGACGGGAUCCAAGGUGAACUCCAUCAAGACUGUUAUGCUCGACGAGUUAACUACUGCCGCCACGAACCGUUCGGGGACCGCUCUCAGCGGAAUCCCUAAAAAGGGCAACAUCCCCGCACAGGUGUAUCCGUGUAGCAGUGAUAAGGAAUGCACAGUGGGAAGUUACUGCCACACUCCUCAUCACGCACCCUCUCGCUGCCUCAACUGUCGCAGGAGGAAGAAACGUUGCCACAGAGAUGCCAUGUGUUGCCCCGGCAACCGUUGCAGCAACUAUAUCUGUGUCCUAAUCUCAGAGAGCAUUCUGUCCCCACACAUCUCUCCUUUAGAGGAACACAACAAACUAUCCACCAAAGACAAGGCCUGGAAGAAAAGUGGGAAAGCACAAGCCAAGCUCUCUCUCAAAGGUCAUGAGGGUGACCCUUGCCUUCGAUCAUCCGACUGCUCCGAGGGGCACUGUUGCGCCCGUCAUUUUUGGACUAAGAUCUGCAAGCCAGUGCUGAGACAAGGCGAAGUUUGCACCAAACAGCGCAAGAAAGGCUCACACGGCCUGGAGAUAUUCCAGCGCUGCGACUGUGCCAAAGGCCUAGCCUGCAAGGUGUGGAAGGAUGCCACCUCCUCCUCCAGGUCCAGACUCCAUGUGUGCCAGAAGAUUUGAGAAAAACAGGCGCUGAGCAGAGGGGCCUCCGUGCUCAGGCCUGUCCAACCUGCUCGGGGGAGGGAGGAAGCUCCUUCUCAGAACUGAUUCAGCUG
Messenger RNA from Chanos chanos (milkfish), 836 nucleotides. It is a transcript of the gene dkk2, whose product is annotated as dickkopf WNT signaling pathway inhibitor 2. The record is from RefSeq and is a predicted model, not a curated record. NCBI's taxonomy places the organism in Eukaryota, Metazoa, Chordata, Actinopteri, Gonorynchiformes, Chanidae. Gene Ontology annotation, biological process: negative regulation of canonical Wnt signaling pathway; multicellular organism development. The coding region runs from base 1 to 741 and encodes 246 amino acids. Gene Ontology annotation, cellular component: extracellular region. Gene Ontology annotation, molecular function: receptor antagonist activity; co-receptor binding. The transcript has 4 exons.